AUGGCUUCCAGUCGCCAACAACGGAGCAAAUCUCCGUUGCGUCUUCUCUCGUCCUCUCCAGCCCUGUCCUUCCUGAUCUUCCCUUUCCUCCUUUUCUUUCUCAGCUUUCCUGCACCUACCGCCGCCGUAGGCUCCGCCAUUAUCGGUAUCGAUGUAGGUACCGAGUACCUCAAAGCUGCACUUGUCAAACCUGGAAUCCCGCUUGAAAUCGUUCUCACCAAAGAUUCGAAGCGCAAAGAGUCGGCUGCUGUUGCGUUCAAACCUACCCGACAAGGCAAUGCCCCGUUCCCCGAGAGAUUCUAUGGUGGGGACGCUCUUGCUCUGGCUGCUCGUUUCCCCGACGAUGUUUACGUGAACCUGAAGACGCUCCUGGGACUUCCGUUCGAGAAUGGGGAGUCUGAGGUGAUCAAGUCAUACCAUAACCGGUAUCCUGCUUUGAAAAUGGAGGGUGUAAGUGAGCGAGGCACCGUGGGGCUGCGCAGCAACAGACUUGGCGAGGCAGAGAGGAAGGAUGCUUUUCUUGUUGAAGAGCUUUUGGCCAUGCAGCUAAAGCAGAUCAAGGCUAACGCUGAUGAAUUGGCUGGCAAAGGUUCGGAUAUCAAGGACGUUGUGAUAACGUAUCCUUCAUUCUACACCGCCGAGGAAAAGAGAAGUUUGCAGUUGGCGGCAGAGCUGGCAGGUCUUAGCGUCGAAGCCUUUGUUACAGAUGGCCUUGCUGUUGGGUUGAACUAUGCAACCAGCCGUACGUUCCCGAGUGUCUCGGACGGCCAAAAGCCUGAGUACCAUAUCGUAUUUGAUAUGGGUGCGGGUUCCACCACCGCCAGCGUUUUACGCUUUCAGAGUCGUACUGUUAAAGAUGUGGGACGAUUCAACAAGACUGUCCAGGAGAUCCAUGUCUUGGGUGAGGGAUGGGACAGGACUCUCGGAGGUGAUUCUUUGAACGACCUCAUCGUCAAGGAUAUGGUGGCGAGUUUUGCCGAAGAUAAGAAAUUGAAAGGUCGUGUUGCCCCUGCAGACAUCGAAGCACAUGGCAAAACCAUGGCAAGGAUCUGGAAGGAUGCCGAGAAGAUCCGGCAAGUCCUAAGUGCCAACACAGAAACGGGAGCUUCUUUCGAAAGUCUGUACGAAGAGGAUCUCAACUUCAAAUAUCGCAUUACGCGCUCCAAAUUUGAGGAGCUUGCUGCACAGCAUAUUGCCAGACUUGGAACACCACUGCAGCAGGCUUUGACGGCCGCUGGAUUGCAACUUAGUGAUGUCGACUCCGUUAUUCUUCAUGGUGGAGCUAUUCGCACUCCGUUUGUCCAGAAAGAACUGGAACGGGUUUGUGGCUCCAAGAUUCGAACAAGUGUUAACGCAGAUGAGGCUGCUGUUUUUGGUGCUGCCUUCAAGGGUGCAUCUCUUAGUCCUAGCUUCAGGGUGAAGGACAUCCGGGCAAAUGAUGCCUCCAGUUAUUCAGUAGUGCUGAAAUGGCCUUCUGAGAAGAAGGAAAGGCAGCAGAAGCUAUUCACUUCCACCUCCCAGGUGGGUCCUGAGAAGCAGAUUACCGUAAAGAAUCUGGAGGACUUUGAGUUUAGCUUCUUCCAUCAGGUCCCAGUUGGCGAUGAGUUUGUGGAGUCGCCAAUCCUAGGUGUAAAGACUCAAAAUCUUACUGCUUCUGUCGCCAAACUCCAAGAAAGUUUCGGUUGCACAGCGGCCAACAUUACCACCCAAAUCUCUAUCCGACUCAGCCCCGUCGAUGGACUCCCGGAGGUUGUCAGUGGCUCUGUGAGCUGCGAGGUUGAGGAUACGAAGAAAGGAAGCGUCGUUGAUGGUGUUAAGGAUUUCUUCGGCCUGGGAUCGAAGAAGGACUCACAGCAGCCCUUAGGAGAGGACGGGGAGGCUAAGGAAUCAAUUACUUUGGAGGUGGAAGAGGCCCAACCUUCUACAACAUCCUCAGCUGAUGAAGCCGCUUCCACUUCUGCAAAAGAAACCAAGAAGUCUACUCCCCAGACCAAACUAGAGUCCAUCCCCAUCAGCUUAGCUCCGUCCCCUUCGGGAAUUCCUGCACCCUCUUUGGCCGAGCUCACUCGUAUCAAAGGCCGCCUUAAUGCAUUCGAUGCGUCGGACCGUGAUCGUAUUUUGCGCGAGGAAGCUCUGAAUGAGCUGGAGUCGUUUAUCUACCGGACCCGGGAUCUGGUUGAUGAUGAGGAGUUUGUUACUGUGGUCAAGGCAGACCAGCUGGCUACUCUGAAGGAGAAGGCUGCUACAGCUAGUAGCUGGCUUGAUGAAGACGGUGCUGAUGCCACGACAUCGGAAUUCAAAGAUAGGCUGAAAUCUCUGAAAGCCAUCGUCAACCCUGCGCUACAGAGGAAGAACGAGAAUUCCGUCCGUCCUGCUCGUGUUGAGAUGUUGCAAGAGGCACUGAAAAAUGCCAAGACGAUAAUGGAUGUCAUGCAGAAGCAGAUUGAGCAGGAUGAGGAGCUCUACUCUUCGAGUGCUUCCAGUGCUUCGUCCACCAGCGAUGUCGAAACUUCGACCACUACCCCCAGUGCGUCGACACCGACCACUGAUUCCUCUGCGGAUCUCGAGGAAGACCCAUACUCAACCUCCACCAUAACUACAUCUACUCCCAAGUCUCAGCCCACAGGGCCAAAAUACUCCAUCUUCCAUCCGACCGACCUUGCCAUUCUCACCAACACGUACGAAUCAACCAACACCUGGUUCGAGACUCAGCUCGCAGCUCAGGAGAAACUAACUGCGUCCGACAACCCGGUACUUGUUAUAGCGGAUAUCGACGUCCGUCUCAAGGAACUACAGCGGAGCAUGAACCGGGUUUACGGGAAGAUGGGCGCCGCGGCAGCGAGGUCUGGAAAGGUUCCCAAAGACCAGUCAUCCAAAAAGGACGACAAGAAGGAGAAAACGGAGAGGCCCAAGAAAGAAAAAGAGCCUGAGAAAGAAAAAGACCAGAAGAAGGAUAACUACAUUAAGGACGAACUGUAG
Messenger RNA from Aspergillus tanneri, 2979 nucleotides. It is a transcript of the gene LHS1, whose product is annotated as Hsp70 family protein. Lineage: Eukaryota; Fungi; Ascomycota; Eurotiomycetes; Eurotiales; Aspergillaceae. The transcript has a single exon. The record is from RefSeq and is a predicted model, not a curated record. Gene Ontology annotation, biological process: cellular response to hypoxia; endoplasmic reticulum unfolded protein response; negative regulation of hypoxia-induced intrinsic apoptotic signaling pathway. Gene Ontology annotation, molecular function: ATP binding; ATP-dependent protein folding chaperone. Gene Ontology annotation, cellular component: endoplasmic reticulum chaperone complex. The coding region runs from base 1 to 2979 and encodes 992 amino acids.